Molecule: messenger RNA, 2015 nt
Organism: Cottoperca gobio
Lineage: Eukaryota; Metazoa; Chordata; Actinopteri; Perciformes; Bovichtidae
Gene: tnmd
Product: tenomodulin
Exons: 7
Coding region: 1-897 (298 amino acids)
Biological process (GO): negative regulation of endothelial cell proliferation; negative regulation of angiogenesis
Source: RefSeq, a predicted model, not a curated record
AUGGAGGCAAGCAGUAAAUCCAGCAGUCAGCAGAUUCUAUGGAAAGAUGUUGAGGUGGGAAAAGAGAAGAAGGCCAAGUACCACACCUACCAGAGAGCGGCUCUGGUUCUGGUUCUGGUCUUCCUCGUUUUGGCUCUCUGUGUUCUCAGCCUGAGAUAUCUGUGGAGCCCCAGUCUGGGGAAGGUUUAUGACCACCACUACAAAGCUGUGUUGGAUGGCGUAGAGAGAGACGGUAUGAUGGAGAUUGACCCAGGUCAGCGCAUUGAGAUCUUCAGAAUGGGAAACGGCAGCGAGGAAGUACUUGAAGUGCACGACUUCAAGAAUGGAAUCACUGGGAUCCGGUUUGCCGAACAUCAGAGGUGUUACAUCAGGACCCAAACUAGGAAACUACCCUCAAUGGCAGAGGUGGAAGCUGGGGACACAGAGUUACUGGUGGAUGAGACCGAGGCCAUGGAUAUGAAAGUGGAAGACUCCCAAGUGUGGGUUCCAGCCGAGGAGCCCAUCGUUAACCCGGCCUUCCUCUUCGACUCCAAGAUCUGGGAGAUUUGCCAGGAACUGCCCAUCCACUGGAUCCAUCCCUCCCCUCUGAGCGACGCUGAGGUGGGAAAUGAGGACACACCCGACGCAGAGGUCACAGGUCAGCGUUUCACCCGGGACGUCCUGGACCACCCUGCUGUAAACGACUAUAGAGACGCUGGAAUUGAGCUGGAUAACCGUCUGGAUGACCAGGGCUACUGCUGCCAGCACUGUCGCCGUGGUUACCGCUACUGCCGCCGCUACCACGAGCCCCUGGGUGGCUUCAACCCGUGGCCGUACUACUACCAAGGAGGCCGGGUCAUCUGUCAGAUUGUCAUGCCGUGCAACUGGUGGAUCGCCCGCAUGCUCGGAAGGAUCUGAGGAGAACGCGUGCCAUCUGUGAUUUAAAGUGCUUACGUUGUUUUAGGUUCAAAUUCCCCUUUUGAUAAAUAUUACAGAUCACUUGUGAGACCAAAGCAGACCAUUGCACACAUUUAUUAUCCAAUAUAACAUUUGGCCCACCGCUUUAGUAAGUUUAAACAGUCUAAAUGGCAUUUGAAUCAUUCUGCUUCUUUCUUACAGCUGUCUAAUUUCUAUGCUUAUCUACCCAUUUAGUAUUCUUGCUAUUUAAUUCUGUCGAGUGGGUGCAAUUGUGUUUGAAAGCUGUCACCAGAAAUUAAUCUGCUCGCAAAAAAAAAAUACUUCAGCACUGUCUGUCCUGACUUUGUCGUGCAUUCAUAUUUCCUUUUUUACUUUAAAAUACUUGUUUUACUAAUACUGCAAUGUAUGAACAUGUACAUACAGUGUACCAAUAUAUGCAACAGUCCAUUUAACUAAGUAUAUGUUUUGUUUUUUUAUCAUUGCUUGAGCAGAUACAAGCCUUUCCAUAUUCACAUGCAAUUUGAACACUAUACGUAUGGAAUGUAUUUAAAUUAAGAUGAAAUGAGGGAAAUAAACAAAUAAGCAAAGACAACAAGAAUUAGAGGAAGCUUUCCUUACUGGCUUUAUGUAUCAUUAUACAUGAUACAUCAUUAUAAUUCUUGUAUCUUGUGUUUUUAAUACCAUGUUAUACUAAGGAGGUGCAGUAUAAUUGUAGAGACCUCAGCUGUCUGUGUGAUUUAGUUGCUGUUGUCUUGUGCGACAUUGUUUUCCCUCUUGUUGCAAUCCACAAAAUGCUUUAAAUAGUUCUACUCUUCAAACAGUUUCUUCUUUGCUGAGGCGAUUUUAAUCUGUAACACCACAUCUCAAUCUGUCGAGCUGAAAUAACUCUCAUCUGCAAGUAACAGAUAAGCAGGCAAGAUAGACAUUUGCAAUUGAUGUUCUGUCAUCAGAAUAACAAGGUGCAUAAAUGCCCAAGAGUAUUCAAGCAAUGUUAGAUAUUCAAAAGUUAAACAGAGAGACACAAAUGGAGCACUCAUGUUGUCAUAGUUUGCUUUGAAGCCUUCUGUGUGUUUCUGUCCCUUUCCUGGUUUCUUCCAAUUAAAAUUCCAUUGUAUGAA